AUGAAGACCAGUACAAAUGACAGCAAGACCGCUCUCAUGAAGAAAGUAGCGACGCUUGGUAAGCGUAAGAUAUCCAUCGAUGCGGAUAACGUGAAACAAAUUGACAAGAAGGACGAGUUUGACCCUAACCAGUUUUACGUCUCACUUACGUCGCAUGCCGAACAAUUUGGCGUUGAACCCGUUCGUAUUCGGUGGGGAGAGAAAGAGCCAGACAUGCGUGGCCCGGUCAUUGGUACAAAUCGGCACCAUAAGUACCGCAACGCCAUCGGUGCGCAUGGCGGCUCGUACUGCAUUUAUCGUGGACUGGCAGUAGCGUCGGGUGCUAUUGCCAAGAAUUUGGUGCCUGACCUUCGACAGACUACACCUGCCGCUAAGAUUGGCCCUCAUCCGUCGUGGUUUGAUCCCGAGAAGAUGGUCACGAUUGAUCCGUUCGGAGCUUGUGUGGUGGAGGCCUUCCCAGAGUAUUUCCAGAAAGGGUACGACAUUCGUCCUACUAUUGCAGUCACAAAGGCCCACAUGGACUUCCCGGAGAUUCAUGAGGCAGUGCGACUUGGUCGACUUAAACCCGAUGGGAAGAUUCUCAAGAGCUCGUCGCAACUUGUCAUUACGAAGGCUGCCAUCGACCCGGUAUGGUACCUUCCUGGAGUGGCCAAGCGCUUUAACACGACGGAGGCCAAUCUGCGUCAGCAGAUCUUUCAGGAGACCAACGGCAUGUACCCGGAGCUGGUGACGAGGAAUGACUUGAAGGUGUUUCUACCGCCAAUUGGAGGCAUGACGAUUUACAUGUUUGGCUCCAUUGAAGCCAUUUCGGACCCCACAAAGAAGUUGGCGGUACGUGUCCACGACGAAUGUAAUGGCUCCGAUGUAUUUGGCUCGGACAUUUGCACGUGUCGACCCUACCUCGCCCACGGAAUUGAAGUUUGCGUGCAAACGGCACAAGAAGGGGGAGCUGGAAUCAUUAUCUACUUCCGAAAAGAAGGCCGUGCCUUGGGUGAAGUAACCAAGUACUUGGUAUACAAUCUCCGCAAGCGUCAAGAGGGUGGCGACAGUGCGGAAGAGUACUUCAACUGCACUCAGACGGUGGCUGGUAUCCAGGACGUGCGUUUUCAGGCGUUGAUGCCUGAUGCUCUGCACUGGCUUGGCAUUACCAAGAUUGACAAAUUCGUGUCAAUGAGCGACAUGAAGUACGAUGCCAUCGUCAACUCGGGAAUUAAGAUUGUCGAGCGUAUUCCUAUUCCGGAGGAUUUAAUCCCAAAGGAUGCUCAGGUGGAGAUUACGGCCAAGGUAUUUGCCGGGUACAAUGGAGGCAACGUAUACAAGGUAGAUGAAGUGAAGCUGAAGCAAGUCAAGGGUCGUGAUGACAAUGAGUAUGAAGAAUGA
Peronospora farinosa is the source of this 1380-nucleotide messenger RNA. Lineage: Eukaryota; Oomycota; Peronosporomycetes; Peronosporales; Peronosporaceae. The record is from the annotation of a GenBank genome assembly.